CGUUACUUGCGAGCGAGAUCUUAGUUUGUGCUACCAACGCUGCUUCUCAGUCCAUGCAUUCGAUGCUUCUACGAUCGUUUUCAUAGAGAGCCCAAGAUAGGUGUGGGAGGAACGAACUUCAAGAAGACGCACCAACGACAACGAAACGGAUCGAAGUUUCCUCGACGCUACGCCCCGGCUAUCUUUUGCCGCUCGCGACAGCGUCGCAGCAGCUCGCUCUCAAUGUCGUGGAAAAGCCAACGAUGGAAUCACUUCCCAAUUACCUUUGCCUCGGACACUGGCAACACGAUGGUGCACUACGCCAACUACGGUCGCUGGACGGCUCCAGAGCUCCACUUUCUUCAGCAUCUCGUCUCGUGCUUCUUGCGGGGCAUCCUCGAAGACGACGUCGGCGAGACCACGCUGCGCCAGUACGUCUCGACCCAGCUCAAGUGCGACCCGAUGCGCGUCACGAAGCGACUCAAGAAGGGCCGGACGCUCGUCGACCGCCUUCUUCUCACCAACUUCAACCGCAAGACGUACAAGCACGUGAGCGACUAUAACAACGACGACAUCCAUCGGCUCAACGAUCUCAAGCAAGCGCGACUUGUCUUUGAAGCGUCGUUGCGCACGAAGCGGGCGCGAGCUACUGUCGAGCGUGGGUAUCUUUCCAUGCAGGAUCUCGUCGACGCCAGACCCAAGGCGAUGCAGAAUGAUUUGGAUGAUGACGACCACGAUCCCUUCAGCAACUGCGGCCUCUUUCUUCUAUAAGUUACAAUAUUCAAGUCUCUAUCAAAUAGUAUAAUGCGUUCAACAUUCAGAAUUCGCACUACAUGG
Saprolegnia diclina VS20 is the source of this 816-nucleotide messenger RNA. RefSeq lists its product as hypothetical. The coding region runs from base 223 to 750 and encodes 175 amino acids. The transcript has a single exon. The record is from RefSeq and is a predicted model, not a curated record. NCBI's taxonomy places the organism in Eukaryota, Oomycota, Saprolegniomycetes, Saprolegniales, Saprolegniaceae.